GCGUUGUGACGUCAUCGGGGCGCGAAAUGUAUGGGAGUUGGUCGUGUUGUUUUGUAAAAAAUGCUGCAAAUUUUCUUACAUGUUGUUGCUUAUACUCAAUGAACAAACGACGAAAGGCCGAAAAAUGUGGAUACUGACACCACAGGAGCUUGGAGGGGAGACCCACUAUCUUCUCCCCGGUAAAGAGUACACAGUGGGACGCAAGAGUUGUGACAUUCUUCUCCCCAACGACCAGUCCAUUAGCAGAAUUCAUGCUCACCUCACCGCUACAGACCAGACCCUGACACUAAAAGACUCCUCCAAAUACGGCACGUCUGUCAACAACCAGAGAAUAACGGCGCCGAUUAAUCUGACAUCAGGGGAGGACGUUACAUUUGGGGUUUUUCACAGCAAAUUCACUGUGUUGCAUCAGAAGCCAGUUGUGUGUUCAUCAUGUUUGGACAAUGCUGGGAAGGCGUCGCUCACUCGGGCUCUGUUUGCUCUGGGGGGGAAGUUAGUGAACACCUGGACUCAAGACUGCACUCACCUGGCCAUGCCGACAGUUAAAGUUACCAUUAAGACUAUUUCAGCGCUGCUGUGCGGUUGCCCUAUUGUGAAGCCCGUUUUCUUCUCAGAGCUCAACAAUGCCAUUCAGCAAAAAUUGCCGCCUCCCAAAGCAGAGAGCUUCCUCCCAGAGCUCGAUGAGCCCAGCUUGAAUAAAGAAGAUGUUAACCUUGGAACAAUCCCAGCUCGCAAACAGCUUUUCACUAGAAAAACUUUCAUUUUCCUCAUUGCUAAACAGCUGAAGCGCCUGAGUGCAGCAGUGUCUUUCGGAGGUGGAAGUAGCCAGCUGCUGGAGGAGGGCUCCCUUCCUCUUCACCUGCUUGAGUCUCCGAACAGCUGUGUGGUCGAUGUUACAACAGGCCGCUCCCAAACUCUGCUUCCUCCCUCGUCCACAGAGUGGAUGAACUCUGUGAGGAGCAUCCUUCAAAGAAAAGGCCUUCGAGUCAUCACAGAGUCUGAAAUCGGUUUGGCUGCCAUCCAUGCAUCAUGUGACAAGUUCUGCAAUCCGUCCUGUCGGAUGGACUCGGAUUCUGAACCCAAAAUAAGACCCAGGAUCCCAAGUGCGUCGCUGUCGCAGAGCGUGGCUGUGGAUGAAACUGUGUUACCUGCAGCAUCUCAGAACGUUACAGCGUAUGCAGUCAACACAGAGACAACACAAAGGAUGGAGGUUUCUGAGGAGACUGGUUUGGUAGCUGUAGGAGAGACUCCUGAGAAGAAGCAAAACCAGGACACAGCUCAGUUCAGUGGAUCCAGACUCACAGCUCACACAACUAGUGUGGUGGCUGACACAGUGAGCUCAUCAUUAAACGCUGCAGACAACAGAGACUCACAGAGGAACAAACCUGACUCUAAAGUAUCAGGUGGAGGCCGUGCUGAUGUUAGUGCCCAGAAAUCUGCUUCAAAGUCCGGUGGUGGCAUCCGAAAAUUUGACAAACACUCUCCUCAGAAUCCAAAACCGUCUGUGCAGACUUCCCCACAGAAACAGACAACUCUGACCAAUUUCUUUCAGUCUGUCAACAAGAAAAGACCUUUGGACGAUGAUCUCUCAGCGGUGAUGUCUGAGCCAAAGCGAGCUGUACCAGAGUCAUUCAUCACUACGCAGGAUUUAAACACCUCAUCAGUCCCUAAACAAAUGCCCUCACUCACUCUCAGGAGCCCUCCAGCUGUGUCUGAGACUCCUCUCGACUCGCCUGCUGAUUUGUUUCAGUCAGAAGUUCGUCCGGAGAAACCACAGAGUCGCAAAAGGAAGGAGGUGGAAGAAGACAUACAGAUGGAGGAACUGGAGUCCAUUAUGUCCAUGGAUAUAGAUGGCUUUGACGACAUUCUGCCCAGUAAUCAAAGCCAGCAGGAGCAGGUAAAGGUGCACUCUUUGGCUAAACCGAACCUUGGUACUGUUGAGUCUUCAAGCAAGAGGCAGCGGAUCAGUCAGAGAGAAAAUGGAACAAGCAGACAAAACCCCGAAGUGGACCUGAAAAACAAAUCAAACUUCCAACAGGACACGAAGGAACAGUCUGAGCAGCGUAAAGUGUCAGUUAAAACCGAGCCCCUUCAGGUAACAGAAAACCUGAGAAAUAAACACGAGUCUAGUAAACCAGGAACGAGUAAAAACACAAAGCCGUUUGAAGACGAAGCAUCUUUUAUUGAGGAUGAAGAACUCCUCCAGGUACCGAUAGAUAUUCAUCCAGAAGAUGAGACCGAAGUAUCUGUCAAACCUGUUGUGAUCAAGCAGGAGGUUCAAGAGUCAAAGAUUGAUGAAGACCUGCCGAAGAAGCUGGUGUUGGUGGAGUUUAGAUCUCUCACAGCCACUUCUCCUCCAAAAACCAAACCCAAACAGAUUCAGCAGAACGGACAUGGAAGGAACUUCAAAUGUUUCCACAAGAAACGUGUUCCAGGUGCAGAUGGUUUCCCACACAUCAUCGGCAGAGCUAAUCUUCUGGUCCACAACAGGGGCAAAAACUCUGAUCUGGACGAGUGGCUGAAAGAAGCAGCUGAGGAGGAGCAUGAGAACAGACGGGACGAGGCCAUAGGAGACGACUUGUUCAGGUACAACCCAACCAAACUAACCAAGAGAAGAUGAAAUGCCUUCACCCUGACUGCCUCCAAUCCAGUGAGAAUAUUUCUUGAGAUGGGAAACCCAGUUUAAAAGAACGUCAAAUGUUUCUGGUUGUAUUUUAGCAGUUUGUUUUUCUGUUCUUCCUGUUUCUUUAUAAAACUUUUCCAAAUAAAGUCACUGACAG
Nematolebias whitei (Rio pearlfish) is the source of this 2780-nucleotide messenger RNA. It is a transcript of the gene nbn, whose product is annotated as nibrin. The record is from RefSeq and is a predicted model, not a curated record. Bases 80 to 2620 code for a protein of 846 amino acids. Gene Ontology annotation, molecular function: damaged DNA binding; protein binding. Gene Ontology annotation, biological process: telomere maintenance; mitotic G2 DNA damage checkpoint signaling; double-strand break repair via homologous recombination. Gene Ontology annotation, cellular component: Mre11 complex; nucleus. NCBI's taxonomy places the organism in Eukaryota, Metazoa, Chordata, Actinopteri, Cyprinodontiformes, Rivulidae. The transcript has 17 exons.